This is a messenger RNA of Eremothecium cymbalariae DBVPG#7215, 5673 nucleotides long. RefSeq names its product trifunctional fatty acid synthase subunit FAS2 (gene FAS2). The record is from RefSeq and is a predicted model, not a curated record. Lineage: Eukaryota; Fungi; Ascomycota; Saccharomycetes; Saccharomycetales; Saccharomycetaceae. Gene Ontology annotation, cellular component: fatty acid synthase complex. The transcript has a single exon. Gene Ontology annotation, biological process: long-chain fatty acid biosynthetic process. Bases 1 to 5673 code for a protein of 1890 amino acids. Gene Ontology annotation, molecular function: magnesium ion binding; fatty acid synthase activity; holo-[acyl-carrier-protein] synthase activity.
AUGGUGAUGAAGCCUGAGGUUGAGCAGGAACUUGCUCAUGUGUUGUUAACGGAAUUAUUAGCUUAUCAGUUUGCUUCUCCUGUUCGAUGGAUCGAGACCCAAGAUGUAUUCUUAAAGGAUUAUAAUACUGAAAGAGUUGUUGAGAUUGGUCCUUCUCCAACUUUAGCUGGUAUGGCGCAGAGGACUAUUAAGAACAAGUAUGAAUCUUAUGAUGCUGCGUUGUCUUUGCAGAGACAGGUGUUGUGCUAUGGUAAGGAUGCCAAGGAGAUUUACUAUACCAAAGAUCCGGUUCAGGUUGAGAAGGAGCAGGUAGAUGAUAGUUCUGAAGGACAAGAAGGAAGUAAGGUAAUUGCAGCUCCAGCGGCAGCGGCGACGGCUCCGGUUGCAGCGCCGGCGCCUGCAGCGGCGGGGCCAGCGGCUCAGAUCGCCGAUGAGCCGAUGAAGGCGUCUUUAGUGUUACAUGUGCUUGUUGCGCAGAAAUUGAAGAAGCCACUCGAUGCUGUUCCUAUGUCGAAGACGAUCAAGGAUCUGGUUGGAGGUAAAUCGACUGUUCAAAAUGAAAUUUUGGGUGAUUUAGGAAAGGAAUUUGGGUCCACUCCAGAGAAACCAGAAGAGAUGCCGUUGGAGGAGCUCGCUGAAACUAUGCAAGAUAAUUUCAGUGGUUCUCUUGGCAAGCAUUCUUCGUCUCUAGUUUCUAGACUGAUUUCUUCGAAGAUGCCUGGUGGGUUUACUGUAACAGUGGCAAGAAAGUAUUUACAGUCACGCUGGGGAUUACCAUCCGGUAGACAGGAUUCCGUUUUGCUAGUUGGCUUGGUGUUUGAGCCUCCUUCUAGACUGGGUUCUGAAGCAGAUGCACAUGCGUUCUUAGAUUCAAUGGUUCAGAAGUAUGCUUCUAUUGUUAACCUCGAUCUAUCUGCUGCAAUUUCCGGAUCGGGAGAUAGCUCAGGCAGCUCCGGUUCUGGGGGCGCUACUAUUGAUGCUGCAGCUUUUGAAGAGUUGACUAAAGAUCAAAAGGUAAUGGCACGCCAACAGUUGGAUGUUUUAGCCAGAUACUUGAAGCUUGAUCUGCAAAAGGGCGAGAAGAAGUAUUUGCAAGAAAGGGAUAACUUGGCGGAAUUACAAGCUCGGUUAGACUAUUUGACCAACGAACUCGGUUCUUACUUUGUUCAAGGUGUUGAAACCUCCUUCUCCAGAAAGAAGGCAAGAGUUUUUGAUUCUUCCUGGAAUUGGGCUAGGCAAUCCUUGUUGUCGUUGUACUUUGAAAUUAUCCAUGGCGUUUUGAAGAAUGUUGAUAGAGAAGUCGUGACCGAGGCUAUUAACAUUAUGAACAGAUCCAAUGAGACACUGAUCAAGUUCAUGGAAUAUCACAUUUCUAAAACCGAUGAGUCUAAUGGUGAAAACUACAAGUUGGUCAAGACUUUAGGAAGUCAGCUAAUUGACAACUGUAAACAGGUUAUCGAUAUUGACCCUGUAUACAAAGAUAUUUCUAAGCCAACUGGUCCAAAGACUUCCAUUGACAAAAACGGUGAAAUUGUUUACUGCGAAGAACCCAGGGAAAAUGUCAGAAAGUUGUCUCAGUAUGUUCAUGAGAUGGCACAAGGUGGUCCAUUAACAAAGAUUUCUCAGCCAACAAUUCAGGAAGAUCUGACUCGUGUCUAUAAGGCGAUUUCUGCUCAAGCAGAUGAAGCUAAUAUUUCAGAAUCUACUAAAGUCGAAUUUGAACAUUUGUAUGGAGAGUUAUUGAAGUUCCUAGAAUCAUCCAAGGAAAUCGAUGCGUCUGCAUCUACCGGAUUGACAGGCGUUAUUGAUGACGCUUUGGAUAAAGAUUCUACAAAAGAAGUCGCUUCAUUGCCAAAACCAACCCAAAUCAACAAGAACGUUUCUUCAACUAUCCCUCGUGUAACCAUCCCAUUCUUGCAUUUAAGAAAGAAGAUUUCUUCUGGUGAGUGGGCUUACGACAGACAGUUAUCUUCCCUAUUUUUGGACGGCUUGGAACAGGCUGCCAUCAAUGGUGUCUCCUUUAAGGAUAAAUAUGUAUUAAUCACUGGGGCUGGUCAGGGCUCCAUUGGUGCCGAGGUUUUACAGGGUUUAAUUCAAGGUGGUGCUAAAGUUGUUGUUACCACAUCACGUUUCUCUAAAAAAGUGACCGACUACUACCAAUCCAUAUAUGCCAAGUAUGGUGCUAGAGGCUCUACUUUAAUUGUUGUUCCAUUCAACCAGGGUUCUAAGCAAGAUGUAGAAGCUUUGAUUAGUUACAUUUACGAUGACCCUAAAGCUGGUGGUUUGGGUUGGGAUUUGGAUGCUGUGAUUCCUUUCGCUGCAAUUCCAGAAAAUGGUAUUGAGUUGGAAAAUAUAGAUUCAAAAUCAGAAUUUGCACAUAGAAUUAUGUUGACCAACAUUUUGAGGAUGUUGGGUUAUAUUAAGACUCAAAAAUCUUCAAGAGAAAUUGAAACAAGACCAGCGCAAGUUAUCUUGCCAUUAUCUCCCAACCACGGAACUUUUGGUGGUGAUGGUAUGUAUUCAGAAUCCAAACUUGCUCUAGAAACAUUGCUAAACAGAUGGAAUUCUGAAUCUUGGUCUAAUCAGUUGACUGUAUGUGGUGCAAUUAUUGGUUGGACGAGAGGCACUGGUUUGAUGUCUGCAAAUAAUAUAAUUGCAGAGGGUAUUGAAAAGUUAGGCGUUCGUACCUUUUCUCAAAAGGAGAUGGCGUUUAAUUUAUUGGGAUUAUUGAUUCCUGAAGUCGUCCAACUGUGCCAAAAAUUCCCUAUUGUUGCUGAUUUGAACGGUGGUUUGCAGUUUAUUGAGGAUUUGAAGGACUUCACUGUUAAGUUACGUACCCAAUUGGUCGAAACUUCGGAAAUUAGGAAAGCUGUGUCAAUGGAGACUACCUUUGAGCAUACUGUUAUCAAUGGUCCCGAUGGCGAUAUAGGUUACAAUCGGGUGGAUAUUCAGCCAAGAGCUAAUAUUCAAAUAGGAUUCCCAGAGCUAAAGUCAUACGAUCAGAUCAAAAAACUAGCACCUAUUGAGUUAGAGGGCAUGCUAGAUCUAGAAAAAGUUAUUGUUGUUACCGGUUUCUCAGAAGUUGGACCAUGGGGUUCUUCAAGAACCAGAUGGGAAAUGGAGGCGUAUGGUGAGUUCUCCUUGGAAGGUUCUGUAGAAAUGGCGUGGAUCAUGGGUUUGAUCAAAUAUCACAAUGGUAACUUGAAAGGCCGUCCAUACACUGGAUGGGUAGAUGCCAAGACCAAUGCACCUGUUGAUGACAAAGAUAUUAAACAGAAAUACGAGUCUCACAUAUUAGAACACUCUGGUAUCAGAUUGAUUGAACCGGAACUCUUUAAUGGUUACAAUCCAGAGAAGAAGAUGCUGCUUCAAGAGGUUAUUAUUGAAGAAGAACUGGAACCAUUCGAGGCUUCUAAAGAAUCUGCCGAGCAAUUCAAACACCAGCACGGAGACAAAGUUGACAUUUUCGAAAUUCCUGAAACUGGUGAAUACAGUGUCAGAUUAUUAAAGGGGGCUACUUUGCGAAUUCCAAAAGCUUUAAGAUACGAUCGUUUAGUUGCAGGUCAAAUUCCAACUGGAUGGGAUGCUAAAACUUAUGGUGUACCAGAGGAUACUAUAUCCCAAGUUGAUCCAAUCACCUUGUUUGUAUUGGUAUCUGUUGUUGAGGCCUUUAUCUCCUCAGGUAUCACUGAUCCAUACGAAAUGUACAAGUAUGUCCAUGUUUCUGAAGUUGGUAACUGUUCUGGUUCAGGUAUGGGUGGUGUGUCUGCAUUGCGUGGUAUGUUUAAGGACCGUUUACUGGAUAAACCUGUUCAGAACGAUAUUUUACAGGAGUCUUUCAUAAACACGAUGUCUGCGUGGAUCAAUAUGCUGCUGAUUUCUUCCAGUGGUCCUAUGAAAACUCCUGUUGGCGCGUGUGCUACUGCCGUUGAAUCUUUGGAUAUUGGUGUGGAAACCAUUUUAGGCGGCAAAGCAAAGAUUUGUAUUGUUGGUGGUUAUGAUGAUUUCCAAGAAGAAGGUUCCUUUGAAUUUGGUAACAUGAACGCUACUAGUAAUUCUCUAGACGAAUUUGAACAUGGACGUACCCCAGCAGAAAUGUCAAGACCAACUACAACCACUCGUAACGGUUUCAUGGAAGCUCAGGGAUCUGGAAUAGAAGUUAUUAUGAAUGCAGACUUGGCUUUGAAGAUGGGUGUUCCAAUAUAUGGUAUUAUCGCUAUGACUGCGACAGCAGGUGACAAGAUCGGUAGAUCUGUUCCAGCUCCUGGAAAAGGUAUUUUAACCACAGCUAGGGAACAUCAUGGUACUUUGAAAUUCCCAAGUCCUUUGUUGGAUAUCAGUUAUAGAAAGAGGCAGUUGACAAGUAGAGAAAAUCAAAUUAAAAGUUGGGUGGAAAAUGAGUUAGAAUUGCUUCAGUUUGAACUCAACCAGAUUCCCUCUGAGGAACACGAAGUGUUUUUAUCUGAACGUACAGAGGAAAUUGAGCGUGAAGCAAACAAACAGUUGAAGGCAGCACAACUACAAUGGGGUAACGAGUUCUUUAAGAAUGACCCACGUAUUGCUCCCUUAAGAGGCUCGUUGGCUGUCUAUGGCCUGACAAUUGAUGAUUUGGGGGUGGCCUCAUUCCACGGUACAUCUACAAAGGCAAAUGAUAAGAAUGAAUCUGCUACUAUCAAUGAGAUGCUUAAGCACUUGGGUAGGUCAGAAGGGAAUCCUGUUCUUGGCGUGUUCCAAAAGUACUUAACGGGUCAUCCAAAGGGUGCCGCUGGCGCUUGGAUGUUGAAUGGUGCUUUGCAAAUUUUGAACUCAGGAAUCGUUCCUGGUAAUCGUAAUGCUGACAAUGUCGAUAAGGUUUUGGAGCAAUAUGAUUAUAUCUUGUAUCCAUCUCAUUCUAUGAAGACAGAUGGCAUUAAGGCGGUUUCUGUUACAUCUUUCGGGUUUGGUCAAAAAGGUGCCCAAGCAAUUGCUGUUCACCCAGAUUAUCUAUAUGCUGCAUUGACCGAAACAGCAUACAAUGACUAUGUUGUUAAAGUGUCUUCCAGAAAAAAGAGCGCAUACAAGUAUUUCCAUAACGGCAUGAUUAAAAAUACCUUGUUUGUUGCUAAAGAACAUCCGCCAUACACUGAAGACAUGGAACAAGACGUCUACUUAGAUCCUUUGGUCCGUGUUACAGCUGAUAAAACCGGUUCCCUUGUUUUCAAUUCAAACCAACUGCAAGCUGACAAGUUCAUAUCUGCAAGUAACAAGGGGACAAGCGAGCUAGUAUCCCAUAUGACCAGGCAAGUUGCCUCCAAAGGUAAUGCCCGAGGCAUUGGUGUUGAUGUUGAGUUGAUAAAAACCUUCAACGUAUCCAAUGAAACCUUCAUUAACAGAAACUUCACCGCUGCAGAAAUUGCUUACUGUAAAGGACAACCAAGCUGUCAAAGCUCGUUUGCAGGCAUUUGGUCAGCCAAAGAAGCGGUCUUUAAAUCCUUAGGUGUAAAAUCCAAAGGGGCUGGUGCCUCGCUGAAGGAAAUUGAGAUCCAACGCGACCAAUCGUCCGGAGGCCCUAUCGUUGUGUUGCACGGUGCUGCCAAAGCCGCCGCCGAUGACGUUAGUGUCAAAGAUAUUAAGGUAUCAAUCUCCCACGAUGAUUUCCAAUCCGUUGCCGUUGCGAUCGCCGAAAAGUGUUGA